AUGUCGAAUUUCAAGACACAGCUUAAUCAAUUGAUCGCCGCCCAGUUGAAACAAAGUGAACAGAAUCCAGGUCAACAAGCAGACCUCAAGACAAAAGUAGCUUCGGCACUUCCAUUGGCUGAAAGGUAUGAACGCUUAUUCAGAACCACUGAAUUCAAUGAUGUUGCAGAUGUUGUGACUCCUUUGGAAAAUUCAAGUAAGCUUACAAAUAAGGUUCAAGAAUAUGCUGAUAGAGUGUUCAAAAACAUUGAAGCUUUGAAAUCAACUUUUGAUGAUCCCACACUAUUAAAGUUUAACAAGUCCAAAGCAGAGUUGUUUAUCACAAAGAUGCAGUUGUCUAUCCAAGAGAAUGAUAUUCAAAUGGCCAAAUUUUAUGAAGAAAGAGCAGAUUUGACGGUUUUUGCAACAACUGGAGAGUCAGACGUGGUUUUUGAGUCCUUGAGAGUGAUUUAUAACUCUUCCUUGUCAUUAUAUAACCAAAAGCGUAUUGUUGAUGCUAUAUAUUUCUUGAAUAAGGCUGCUGGUCAUAUUUCGAGUAUGGGAAGUAAUUCUUCGGAAGAUUUUAAAAGAAUCAAACCCUCUAUAUAUUCACUUCUUGGUAAAAAUGGCGAUGUCGUUGAAAUUGAAGAUUUGAUUAUGAGAAUGUUGAUGUCCAUUAAGAGUUCUGAAUUAAAAGAAGCUUUAGGGUUGAUAAAUGAUUUCUCUACAAGAGAUGCACCUGGUGCAAUACGCUGCUUUGAGUAUGCAUUUAAUAGUAACACAGAGAAGGAGUCAGAUCACAAUGUUAUUGAAUUGAUAAUCGUCGCAAUCGUCAAUAUCUAUAUCAAAGAUGACACAAAUUUAUCUGAAUACAAACAGCAAAACCUUGUUUCUUUCCUUGAUACAGCACAGAAGAAAUUAGCUAAGGCUUUGAGUAGGAAAUGUGCAGCAUCUUGCAUCACUUUACUAUGGAAUACAGGUAAAACAUGUACAAAAAAUAGUUCAUUUGAAGACUCAUUAGGAUGGUUUAAGUUGGCACUUCAUAGUAUAUUAGACAUCAAUGAAAUUGAUAAAGCCAAAAUCCAAAGGGCUAUCCAGAAUAGUUAUAUAAACCUUGAGAGGUAUGAUGAGGCCAUCAAGGUAUACAAAACCAUGGAUGAUAAAGAGAAAUAUGGGUUGAUUAGCCAGUACAAUAUGUUUAAGGUAUAUUCAAGCAAAGGAGAUGAGAUGAGCUUGAUGUCUUGCUUAAAAAGAAUGACUACAUCUGAAGAUAAAAAUUUAAUACCGUUAUUAUCACUUUGUGCUACAAACGUACAAUCAAGCACAAGGGUCGCAGUUGAGUCUAUGCUUGCAUUAUUUAAAAAAAUUGACACAGGGAUCGACAAUAAGGUUUCGAUACCAACGUCAUUACGUUGUGUUAUUGAAAUGAUCUUAAAACAAGAUGAUUAUUUGUUUAAAUAUUCGGAAACCUUGUUGACUAUUUUGAGAGAAGCUUAUAAAUUUGCAAAUGAUUCGAAAACCAUAGAGAGCUACAAAUUCACAAUUGAAGAGAUACAGUGGUUUAGUGCUCAAGCUUUCAACAUAUCAAGAGAUUGUGUUUCUAGUAGUGACACAGCUGCAAGGCAACAAUUUGAGUUGAAACUAUGGAGAUUCCGUGCCAUGUUGAUAACAUUGAUUUGUACUUCCAAAGACCAAAAUUUAGAUGCUGACAUACGCUGGAAAGAAAUAAGAUCACAGUCAUUGAACCUCAGACUCAGUAUUGAGGAGCUAACAAUAAUUAGCGAAACACAGGCAGAAUAUGAUGUGUUCAGAAAAGAAUGGGAACAAUGUUUAGUCGAUUGUAUGAUUUUUCAAUUUCAAGCUGAGUUUGAACUUGAACAUUGGUCUGCUGCUGAAACCAUAAUUAGAGAGUCAAGAAAGCUAACUACUCAAGAAUUUGACACUACUGUUGUCAAUAUAACAUCAGAAAAUACCAAAGCCCCAGAAAGUAUAAAAUCCAAUAUUUUAACAGAGAUUUUACAAAGAAAUCUUGGUGAUCCUGAAAUAUCCGCUGUGAAAAUCUCGAGAUGGAUCAGGUUGUUAUUGAAAUACAAUGGAAGUGGAAUCGAAGCUGAUAGUAAUUCUUUGAAAAUAAUUCAACAGAUAUAUCUUAGAAUUUCAUCACAAAAAGAAGAUAAUCAAUUCCCAGCUCAUGAGAUUGAAUGGAUAUCAACCACUUGUUGGAACAAUGGAAUUGGUGCGUUGUUUAAUGCAGAUAAAGUACAAGGUCGUCUUUGGUGUGAUCGUGCUAUAAAAUUAGCAGGUUUUGUCAAUGAGAGAUUCGAAGCAGCGUUGCUAAAAUUAUGGAAAGAGCUACAACACAUGGCUGAGUAA
Messenger RNA from Hansenula ciferrii, 2352 nucleotides. RefSeq names its product Spo22p (gene SPO22). The transcript has 5 exons. NCBI's taxonomy places the organism in Eukaryota, Fungi, Ascomycota, Saccharomycetes, Phaffomycetales, Wickerhamomycetaceae. The coding region runs from base 1 to 2352 and encodes 783 amino acids. The record is from RefSeq and is a predicted model, not a curated record. Gene Ontology annotation, biological process: regulation of synaptonemal complex assembly; meiotic cell cycle.